This is a messenger RNA of Chelonus insularis, 2597 nucleotides long. Its product is annotated as polynucleotide 5'-hydroxyl-kinase NOL9. Gene Ontology annotation, molecular function: polynucleotide 5'-hydroxyl-kinase activity. The transcript has 4 exons. NCBI's taxonomy places the organism in Eukaryota, Metazoa, Arthropoda, Insecta, Hymenoptera, Braconidae. Gene Ontology annotation, cellular component: nucleus. Bases 140 to 2446 code for a protein of 768 amino acids. The record is from RefSeq and is a predicted model, not a curated record. Gene Ontology annotation, biological process: cleavage in ITS2 between 5.8S rRNA and LSU-rRNA of tricistronic rRNA transcript (SSU-rRNA, 5.8S rRNA, LSU-rRNA).
UCAAUAGUGAUCAGUUAAAUUUCAUUCUUUCGUUGUUAAUUCAAGACUUAUAUCAUAAAUAAAUUAUCAUAAACUUUAAAUCAUAAUUAAUUGUUUAAAAAAAUAGUACUGAGUCUCUGUGGAUUAAAAUUUGAGGAAAAUGAAGCUUAAAAGUGACAUAAAAGAAAAGCUCAAGCGUACGUCGACAAAUGGUUAUGGUUUUGUUACAACAAAAUCAAUCUAUCGCAGAAUCAAAAAAAGUUCUCAUGCCGGUCCAAGAGUCUUGAAUAAAAAGCUCAAUUCUUUAUAUUCAUUCUCUGAUGAAAAUGAGACAAGAAAUGUUAAACAGGAUUCUAAAUUUAAUCCAACUAUUAUUACUAUGGAUUCAGAAUCAUCAUCAUUAUUAACUCCAAGUUUGCUACUGCGUAAAGAUAACAUUAAGCCUACACAAUCAAUGAGAAUAAAAAAUAGUAUUGUCAGGAACUUCAAAAUAUCUUCAUCAACUAACUAUAAAAAUCACUCGAAAAUUACAGUAGCUCAAUCUAUCAUCCCUGACUCGAUUGAACAGAAGCUUGAAACUGAAGAAUUACUUCAGAAUGCAUUAAUUGAAUCGGAUGACAGUGGCAAUUGUAUUAACAACAACAGUAAUAAUAAUACAUCUCUCCAAUGCAUAACAAAAAGAGUAUGUGACUCAAAUUCAUCAGAUAAAAGUAUUAAGGAGCAUGUUAUCUGGCCUAUAUUUUUCUAUAGCUUCAGAAACAAGGUUAUUUGUGUAAUGCAAUCCGGAUGUAAAUUUUCAUUUCAUGGUAAAUUAAAAAUUCAGAUAUUGUAUGGAGCCGUUGAAAUUUAUGGAGCAACAUUAGAUCAUUCUAAUACCACAACACCUCGUGAACUGUAUUCACCGAGAGGAACAAGUUUCAUUGAAAUAAGAGCAAUACAAUCUAAAACUAGUGCAUUAAAUGAUCAAUCUUCCAUGGAAAAGAUUUUGAAAAAAAAUAAUCUAGAUCCUGAUGAUGUUUUGAAACAUUGUAAUACUGUUGGUGAUAUCAAAAAAGACUGGGCUAUAUUUAUUUUACAAAAUUUUGAUAACAAUUUGAUCACGUUUUUAGAAGAAUAUUUUUCUCAUAAACUUUUUCCAUCUCUUCAAGAUUCUUCAGAUUAUUCUUGGACUGAUCGCAGAAGAGCGGAAUUUAUUUUACAAGCUCAUAUUUUUAUGGAAGAUGAUGAUAAGAAGACUAUUAAUGUAAGUAAUUUUAAAAAUGUUGCUAAAAAACUCUUACAUAAAUGGGAAGUUAAUAAAAAUAUGAGAGCAUUAAUGGCUGGUGGAAAAAAUGUUGGAAAAUCUACAAAUAUGCGAUACCUUGUAAAUAAAUUACUGGAAAAAUGUGAAAAAGUAAUCGUAUUAGACUUAGAUCCUGGACAAAGUGAAUUUACACCGCCAGGUUGUAUUUCAUUGAAUAUCAUUGAAUCUUAUCUUCUGGGUCCUAAUUUUACUCAUCUUCAAACACCAUAUUACCAAACCUAUGUUGGUGGAGUUAAUGUUACUUCUUGCCUAGCUAAUUACAUUCAAGGAGUGAAAAUAUUAAUAGACUGUUUAAAUAAAUAUUUAAAUGACUAUCAACAACCAUUGCCAGUUGUUGUGAAUACUAUGGGGUUUUGCAAAAAUAUUGGUUGGGAUAUUAUGUGCUAUACAAUUAAAUGUAUUAAGCCAACAGAUGUAAUUCAAAUUAAAUCAUCAAUAUUAAAAAAUAAUUUCGAGCGAUUAUUAAGUUCUGAUACCAUUAACAAUGAGCCGAAUAUUUGGUCAAUUUCAGAAAUAGUAGAUUCAGCAGUUGACCAUGAACUUCACAACAUCAACUCAGAAACAGAAACAAAAAGUAGAACUGGAGAAAUAUGGAAUAUCGAACCUCAUCAGCAGAGAGAGAUUGCUAUGCUUUCUUACUUAAGUCAAAUAGUUAAAAAAGAUAUCAAAACUUGGGCUGGAAGAAAUACUUUAUUAAGUAUUAAUGCAGUUAUUCCAUAUGAAGUUCCAUUUGAUUCGAUAAAAAUCUCACUAGAACCUCCCACUACCACUUCUGUUUUAUCUGUAAUUAAUGGAAAUAUCGUUGCAUUAUGUGGUGAUAACAUUUUUGAUACUCAACAACAAGAAUCCUCUGAAUUACAAUCUCAUUAUCCGAAAGUUUUAAGCCGAGCACCACUAACCACAUGUUAUGGUUUUGGUAUAAUACGUGGAGUCGAUAUGGAGAAGAAGAAAAUUUAUGUAAAUACUCCACUGUCAAUUUCCAUGUUAAGUCAUGUUAAUUGUUUAAUUGGUUGUACACCAAUUCCUGUAGGAUUACUAAAUUUAAAGAGGUUUGGAAUUCCUUACACAAGAGGUGAGUGUGAUUUACCUACUAGUCAGGAUCCUAGGAGAGGAUACUUCAGAAUGAGACAUAAAAGGGACACAACAGUUCUAUCAGCUGAAUAACAAAUAAAUUGAUAAACUGUUUUACAAUAUUUUAUUAGAGAAAAAUUUUUUUAUUUACUUCAAAACAUUGAACUAAAAGUUUUAAUCUUUUGUUAAGUAAUUUUAUUUAAUAACAAAAUAUAAAAAUUAUUGACAAAUAAAUCAAAUACAU